Dinoponera quadriceps is the source of this 1062-nucleotide messenger RNA. RefSeq names its product protein FAM177A1-like. The transcript is spliced from 3 exons. The record is from RefSeq and is a predicted model, not a curated record. Bases 46 to 648 code for a protein of 200 amino acids. Lineage: Eukaryota; Metazoa; Arthropoda; Insecta; Hymenoptera; Formicidae.
GUCGACCGUUGCUUCACGUCGCCCGUUGCAAAUCGUGAUUGUCAAAUGAAUCAGCUGAACAACACGCGGAGGAGGAGUGUAUGUUUACUGGACGCGUUAUCGAGAGCUGUCAAGGCGCAGAGGCGCGGAUUAGUGAAAAAACGUUUCGGUUAUCACAAGAUACGGCCGAUAAUGACGCUGGACAGGGAUGAAGCUUCCGAUUUGAGUGAAGUAAUCUUGCAAGAAUGCUCGGACGUAGGCAUUCAGACUAAAAUUCAAUUAGAUAAGAAACCAAAGAGGAUGCUACAGUUUUCGGAUGGCUUGAUGGAAGAAUAUUCCUCAGAAGAUGAAGUUGAUAUGCCGAAAAGCAAUAAAACAGUGUCACAGAUAGAUCCUAAAAGUAUGAAGUGGUUACCAUGGGCGUGGUACCAGACCACAUGGUUGAGUUCAAAGAUGUUGGAUGGCUGUGAUUAUGUUGGUGAAUUUCUAGCCAACUUUUUUGGAAUAACGGCACCCAAAUAUCAAUUUGAGAUCAACGAGUUUUAUAGGCUUCAAGCACUUGAGAAAGAGAUGCUUCACAAACGAGAUUUAGAGAUGGGUGGAUGGAGUGAACAAAGGAGAAAUAAUCUUAUAAAUAAUGAUAAUAUAUCAUCAGCUGAACAUAAUUAAUGAAUUUUGCACUGAAAGAUGCAUUUUAUUCUAAAUAAUAUUUGAAUAUUACUUAAAUUUAUUAUGUAAAUUCUCCAUGCCAGAAUACAUUUCAAGUACUCCCUGAUCUGAUAAAAUGAAUAUUCUAAUUGACUAAUUGCAAUAUUAUUGUGCUAAUACUAUACUCAGGAUUCAUUCAUUAUUAUAUAAAUGCAACUAAUAAUGGAGGCUCGAACAAUUCUAAUUGAUAUUUUUCUAUCACUUUUAAAUAAUAGUAAAGUCUGUUUUCAUUAACUAGCAGUGAGAUUUAUAUCUACAUAUAUUUACUAUAAAAUAUGCACAUAUGUGAAAAGUAUGCCGGGAAAAAAUAUAAUCCCAUAAAAUUAUAUAUAAUAUAAUUAUAUGCGAUUUAUAUAUGAAUUUUGAAUGUCUACA